CAGAAAAAUGAGUGGUGGGUUGGCACCAAGCAAAAGCACAGUGUAUGUGUCCAAUUUACCCUUCGCUUUGACAAACAAUGAUCUGUACAGGAUAUUUUCAAAGUAUGGGAAAGUUGUCAAAGUUACUAUUAUGAAAGACAAAGACACCAGGAAGAGUAAAGGAGUUGCCUUUAUUUUGUUUUUGGAUAAAGAAUCUGCACAAAACUGUUCUCGGGCACUUAAUAACAAACAGUUGUUUGGAAGAGUAAUAAAAGCAAGUAUUGCCAUUGAUAAUGGAAGAGCAGCAGAAUUCAUUCGCAGGCGUAAUUACUUUGAUAAGUCUAAAUGCUACGAAUGCGGGGAAGCAGGACACUUAAGUUAUGCGUGUCCUAAAAAUAUGCUAGGAGAGCGGGAGCCACCAAAAAAAAAAGAAAAGAAGAAAAGAAAGAAAGUAGUUGAGCCCGAAGAAAUUGAGGAGGAGGAAGAAACCGAAGAGGAAGGAGAAGACCCUGCUCUAGAUAGUCUCAGCCAAGCUAUAGCUUUUCAGCAAGCCAAAAUUGAGGAAGAACAACAAAGAUGGACGCAGUCUGCAGGGGAAUCUUCAAUUUCAGAUGAUUCAAAACGUCCACGGAUUAAGAAAAGUGCUUAUUUCAGUGAUGAGGAAGAACUUAGUGAUUGAAAUAAUGCUGUUUUAUAUGCAUAUAUAAUAUACAGAGUGUACAUUUUGUAAAGUGCUACAAAGUUAUCUGUAAUACAGGUUUGUCUCGGUGUUGAAGAAACUUACUGAAAAUCUUGUUCUAUUUCUGCCCUGACGCCCAGACCUCCCAUCAUUUAAUCUCUCUCUUUUUCAAAACUUCACCUUUGAAGGCAGUCUCUUAAGAAAAUUAU
Molecule: messenger RNA, 867 nt
Organism: Nestor notabilis (Kea)
Lineage: Eukaryota; Metazoa; Chordata; Aves; Psittaciformes; Psittacidae
Gene: ZCRB1
Product: zinc finger CCHC-type and RNA binding motif 1
Exons: 7
Coding region: 8-658 (216 amino acids)
Biological process (GO): mRNA splicing, via spliceosome
Cellular component (GO): U12-type spliceosomal complex
Molecular function (GO): RNA binding; zinc ion binding
Source: RefSeq, a predicted model, not a curated record